Messenger RNA from Bathycoccus prasinos, 336 nucleotides. RefSeq lists its product with no specific name. Gene Ontology annotation, biological process: calcium ion transport; endoplasmic reticulum calcium ion homeostasis. The transcript has a single exon. The record is from RefSeq and is a predicted model, not a curated record. Gene Ontology annotation, cellular component: Golgi apparatus; endoplasmic reticulum membrane. The coding region runs from base 1 to 336 and encodes 111 amino acids. Lineage: Eukaryota; Viridiplantae; Chlorophyta; Mamiellophyceae; Mamiellales; Bathycoccaceae.
AUGGCACCACCAAUACCACCACCAAAAAGAGGCGAACAGAAGUACGUCUCGUCCUCCGGAACGACGGCGAGGUCGAGACCUCUUUUUCGAGCGACGAUAUUCGCGGACUUCUUUUGGGGAAUUCUGAAUGUCUUCGUCGCGUUCUUUCGAACGCUCGUGUCGUUGGACCAAUCGCAAAAGUACGGGACCAAACCAGGGGACGUCGGGAGUGGCGUGUACGGAAGAAGACCUGGUAAUAAUAACAACAACAACAACAACGGGACGAGGAGAUAUCCCGGGGGAGGAGGGAGUAACAUUCACGGCAUCGAUCACAACGCGACGCCGCCGAGCGCGUGA